AUGAAAGGCGUCUCUUCGGCGCCCGGUGAUUACAUCUACUUCAAGUCUCAGGUCCCCCUUCACAAGAUCCCUAUUGGUUCAAAGCAGUGGCGGUAUUAUGACUGUGGUCCAAAAGUGGUUCCACCACUUAUUUGUCUUCCUGGUAUAGCGGGAACAGCGGAAGUAUACUACAAGCAGAUCAUGUCAUUGUCCAUGAAGGGCUACCGAGUGAUUUCUAUUGAUAUUCCACGUGUAUGGAACCAUCAUGAGUGGGUUCAAGCUUUUGAGAAGUUUUUGGAUGCUAUUGACGUUCAUCAUAUACAUCUAUACGGAACAUCCCUUGGAGGCUUCUUAGCACAGCUUUUUGCACAGCAUCGUCCACGACGGGUUCGAUCAUUGAUACUCUCAAAUACAUUUUUGGAGACUCGUAGUUUCUCAGCUGCCAUGCCAUGGGCUCCCAUUGUUGGCUGGACCCCUUCUUUUCUGCUAAAGAGACAUGUCUUAACGGGAAUUCCUAACGGUCCCCAUGAACCAUUUGUUGCAGAUUCUGUGGACUUUGUGGUUUCUCAGGUUGAAACUCUCUCAAGAGAUGACUUGGCCUCCAGAUUGACUUUGACAGUUGACGCUGCAUCAGUUGGACCUCUUCUGCUUUCAGAUUCUUUUAUCACUCUAAUGGAUACAAAUGACUACUGUUCAAUCCCUCAACAACUCAAAGAUCAAGUGAUUGAAAGGUACCCUGGUGCAAGACGAGCAUACUUGAAGAGUGGUAGCGAUUUUCCGUUUCUUUCACGUCCAGAUGAAGUUAAUCUUCAUCUUCAGCUACACCUCAGACGAGUUGGUGUCGAAGCUCGGCCCGACUUGGUCCCAGGCAUUCCAAAGGAUGGUACUGGUGGAAGUUCUAGUGAACAAAAUGAUGGAAGAGAAAAUGCUGAUGAUGCACCAAACGGUGAUGGGAGAAACUCUCAGAGUCCUACGGGUGAAAGUCAGCCACCACCACCUCCAGAAAGUACAGAUUCUCAAAAUAUAGACAACCAGCUCCUCAGCAAUGCAAAAAUCUCUGACCCCAAUGGGGAACUAUUGGCAUUUCUGUUACUGCAUGCAUUACCCAAGAACCAGCAACAGUUGAUUGCCUCAAAAGCCUUUUUGCACUUUGCAUUGGACGCGUUUCUUAUAUACCUGCUUCCUCUAUAUCUGGAGACAUUGUACAUUAAUUGGAACUAUUUCUGGAAAUUUAGACAGUUUGUGUAGAUGAGACUUUGUACAUUGUUAUUUCCAGAAGUUCUUUUUUGUUUUUUUCGUUUUUUUGUUUUACAAAUUCAAGCGACUGGUGCAAAUUGAAUAUAAGUUUGUCUAGUCUGUUCAUGUUUUGGUUGAGAUAUCUACGGUGUAUUACUUUCAUUGCAUUUCUAGUAUUCUGAAG
Messenger RNA from Ilex paraguariensis (yerba mate), 1399 nucleotides. The record is from the annotation of a GenBank genome assembly. NCBI's taxonomy places the organism in Eukaryota, Viridiplantae, Streptophyta, Magnoliopsida, Aquifoliales, Aquifoliaceae.